This is a messenger RNA of Symbiodinium natans, 1569 nucleotides long. The record is from the annotation of a GenBank genome assembly. NCBI's taxonomy places the organism in Eukaryota, Dinophyceae, Suessiales, Symbiodiniaceae.
AUGGCCCCGCCCUCUCCGAAUCAGCUUGGCGAGCCGACGGUCGAUGUCGACGUCCUCAUGGCGGCGCCCGCCGCGGACUGCCUUGGUCAAGCGGUGGAUGAGGUGGACCAAGUCGACGUUGACGUGGACGGGGUGGGCUUUCCUGGUGGCUGGUCGAGGAACGGACAUCGUCGGGGCGAUCGUGCAGACUUUGCAAACGAAGUGAUCCGCGCCGUUAGGGCGCACACGAUGCUUCUGAGCUGCGGCAGGGCCUUCCGAGGUUUCAUGACAAACCGGAUUGAUGAGUUUUGGUCCCACAGCUGGCACACGUCUCCGUGGGCGAAGGUUUCCACCCUGUGGUUUGUUAACAAUGGAUACGCAGCAGCAGCGUUUGGCUUGAUCUCUGCGGUGAUCGCUUUCGUUUUCGGUCUCUUCGAGGUACUACCGUUGCGGCUGGCGGAAGGGGUUCGCUAUCCCUGGUGUGCGCUGUUUGGGGCCCUCGGCUACUACCUGACGCUGCUGCUGUGGCGGCGCCGCAAGAAGGUCUUCGUGGACAUCGUUUGUAUCGAUCAGAACGAUGCGAAGUUUACAGCCAUGGCGCUCCUGAGUCUCCCUGCUAUCCUGCAGAGGUCGGAGGGCAUGCUGGUGGUCUGGGACUCGACGUGGGCCAGCCGAUUGUGGUGUGUGUUCGAGCUGGCGGCCUUUAUCCACAGCCGUCGCACUGGAGAGAAGAUGCACCUGCUCAUACGUCCAAUAGUUAUGGGGCCCGCACUUGUGUCAAUGACCUGUGGCUUAGUCGUGGCGACCGUGGCCUUUUCCAGCAACUUCGUGGAAGGCCACAUCAGCUGGCAAAGAACUCUGGGCAUCGUUAUGAUUGUGUCCGCUUUGUGCCUACUGUUCUGCGCACACAAUGUCCGUGUCUUCUGCCGAAAUAUCGACAACCUUCAAAAGCAGCUCGUGGACUUUCGUGUUGAAAAUGCGAGAUGUAGCUGCUGCGACCGCUGCGAUGCGAACCACAUCGACCGUGCCACGGGUGAGCCCCUGCGUUGCGACCGGAAAAUUCUGACGGAAGUGAUCACCACCUGGUUCGGCAGCAUUGAAAGCUUCGAACGCCAAGUACAGGGGCAAGUGAGGACUAUACUGCUGCGCCAGCUUGUAAGCACGCGCUUCAUUUACUGCCAUGUAUGCGCCGGCGCAAGCGGCUUGCUUGAAAGGUUGCGUCUUGUGGUACUACCUGGACCUCGCUCUAUGGGACGCGGCCUAUGGAAGUGCAUCUAUCAGUCGCGGGCUCUUGACCGGAUUGCGAGCUUUGGUGUGGUGGCUGGCUCUCGAACCGACCCUUGUCAUUUUCUCCAUUGCUGUGUGCUGGCUGCUGCGCAAGCGCUGCAGCAAAUAUCUUGUAGUCGACAUCCUCCUCACUGUCAGCACCAUGAUCGUGCCUGGGAUUGCCUUGAUCUGCUUGGUCUUAUUGGAGCGCCUGCUGAGACCCGGCAUUUCACUGCUCGGUGGCCUGACCUUUGCGGCCGCGAUGGCCAUCAUCGUGGCGGUUUCGUGGAACCUUGUGUGCAGGUGCUUUCCCCGCUGAAGUAG